Molecule: messenger RNA, 2229 nt
Organism: Rotaria sordida
Lineage: Eukaryota; Metazoa; Rotifera; Eurotatoria; Philodinida; Philodinidae
Source: the annotation of a GenBank genome assembly
AUGCUCCACAAACUCAACAUUGUUACACCGACGGACAGUCAAUUGGGUCUUACUACUGCAGAUGAACUAGAAAAUACAACGAUUCUAUCUGGUGAUGCUGAUAAUGAUAAUAAAUUUCGUAACGCACCGCGAAUACCACGAAAUAAAAUAGAUCCAAAUGACUUUCAAACUUAUGCUAUUGAUAACCUUCAACUUGACGAUGCUGAAAUACAAGAACUUGUUAUUGAAUCUGCACCUUCUAAACCUAUAUCUCCUUGGAAGAAAACAAGUGAAGUACCUCGUUGGCUUGUCUUAAUAUUUACGAAUUUUUUAAUUAUGCUUGUGAUUGCUACAUUUUGCGUUGUUUUUAUUUAUCAAAAAUCACAAGUGGGUCUUGAUGAAUUAUGUUUAACUGAUAGUAAUUGUAAUUCUCGUGUGGGUCUUAUGUGUACAGCGGGCAAAUGUUCAUGUAGUGCAGCUCAAUUUUGGAAUGGCCGUAGAUGUGUAUCACAACGAACAUUUAAUCGAAGUUGUACAUCAUCAAGUCAAUGUAACUCAUUAAUUAAACUUGCGUGUAUGAAUGUAACUAUUAGUUCAUAUACUGAUUUGCUCUGUUGGUGUUCAGCCUCUCAAUAUUGGACGGGUAGUGAAUGUGUAGAUCUCAAAACGUUUAAUGAAACAUGUUCAUCAAAUAGUGAAUGUCAGUUUACUGAUUUUUUAACAUGUAUAAAUGGUCGUUGUGAUUGUAAUUCAACUCAAUUUUGGGAUUAUGAAUAUUGUGAAAAUAAACGAUCAUAUGGUAGUCAAUGUUUUAGUAACUAUUGGUGUAACAAUGCUACUGCUGGUCUACAAUGUUCUACACAAUUACCUACUGCUGGAACUUGUGAUUGUUUAACUAAUCAAUAUUGGUGGACAGGAAACAAUACUUGUAUGCAACAAUUAUCUUAUAAUUCACCUUGUUCAUUUGAUUAUCAAUGUUUAACUAAUCUUUCUCUCAGUUGUUCAUCAUCUACAAGUCCUAGUUCAUGUCAAUGUGCAGACAACUAUUGGUAUAAUUCAACAAAAUGUACACCAAAAUUUCUAUCUGGUGCAACUUGUAGCAGUUCAAUUCAAUGUGAUAAUACUGUUUCAUUAUCAUGUAAUUUAACUGCACAAACAUGUACAUGUAAUGAAAGUAUAUAUGUAUGGGAUGGAACACAAUGUGUUGCACGUCGAUCUAUUGGUGGUGCAUGUUCAUCAAAUAAUGAUUGUCUUGCUAGUCAAAAUCUAGUAUGUGCGACAACAGGUGUUUGGAAUCGUACAUGUGCUUGUCCAACGAAUUACUAUUGGAAUACAUCAACUUCUUUAUGUGUAAUAAAAAAAUUAUGGUAUCAGCCAUGUGCUAGUUCAUAUGAAUGUUAUGAUGGAGGUUAUCUUAGUUGUCAACCAAAUGCUGCACUCAAUACAACUGUAUGCGAUUGUACCAAUUAUACCGAUUAUUGGACAGGCUUUCUCAGUAAUACAUAUAGUGAUUAUUGUACACCUAAGAUUAAUUAUGGUGUACCUUCAUUUACUUGUACAUCAUCUUAUCAAUGUAGAGAUUAUAAUUAUAUAACAUGUAAUUCUGGUCAAUGUACUUGUACUACAUAUCAAUAUUGGGAUGGAAUAAUGUGUGAAGCUCGAUUAAAUUAUUCAUAUCCAUGUAAUUCAACAUCAAUGUGUCGAAAUUGGGCAUCUGGUCCUAAUCUUCAAUGUCUUACUCCACCAAGUGGUGGCUCAACUACACAAUGUCUCUGUACUUCAACAGAAUACUAUGAUUAUUGUUUAGAUCGUUGUUAUUCAGCUAUAGGAUAUCAACUAUCAUGCAGUACAAGUUCAUGCUAUGCUACUUCAAUGUGUGAUCAAACAAAAUCCCUUUCAUGCAUUAGUAAUAUUUGUAAUUGUACAAAUACUCAAUGGUGGAAUACAGCAUCAUGUGUUGCAAAAGGUACGUACUCAGCGUCAUGUACUAUUGGUCAAAAUUAUCAAUGUCAAGAAUAUAAUCUUCUAUCAUGUAUUGGAUCACUAUGUCAAUGUUCAUCAGUUAUGUAUUGGUCAAGUUCAUCAAAUUAUUGCCUAUCAAAACAGAGUUAUAAUGGAGCAUGUUCAUCAACAAAUGAAUGUCUUACAGCAGCUGGAGUUGGUUUAACUUGUACUAGUGGUCUAUGCAAAUGUGCAUCAGGAUAUGCAUGGAGUUCGGCACUUCAACAAUGUAGUGCUGUACCGGGAUAA